AUGCAGUACUAUAACUCCGAAUGCCAAAAGAGCCACAAGGCUACCCGCAAACGCAAUUCCUUUGUCGGUGAUGGACCUCAGCAGGUGUCGUACGGAGGCAGAAAGUACCUCUGGGGCAACAUUCCCGCCAUCGACGUUCUUCAGCUCGUAGCCAACGAAGGCGAAGCUUCUGGCGAAAAGUUGCGCCUCUUGUUUGCCGAUUUCGACGCCUCUGCCGACUGCAUUAUUCACGUCUGGUACUCCGCUUUCCUACGCAAGUCUGACCUCGACAUUCUCCAACAGCGGAUCCGUCCCUUGAUCGAGGAAGUCUGCCACAAGCUAACGGGAAAGUCUACUGACAAGCUCCUGGCAAAGACUUGGACAUACGGCCAGCGUUCCGUGAGGCUCGUGCUGCAGAAGUCCGCUUGGGAUGCUCUCCUGGCCUUCACGGACAAGCCAAAGGAUCUGACGAUGGAGCAGGCAAGAACACUUCGCACCACUCUUGCCGAGGAUCGGAUGGACUUCCGUAAUCGCCAUCUCUGGUUUCAAACCCCUUCUCAUCGGGUUGCAAUGGUUCGCUUUCGUGAAGACGGACUUCUGCUUCCGUUUGGAGCUUCGCAGGUCGACUUCCAGCAGCCCAAUCCUACUAUGUUUCAGGACGCAGAGAGCUGGCCGAUGAAGGACGACGCCGACCCCCUCCAUGGUUGGUUUUCGAAGGAAGUCCAGGAGACCUCGAAUGGACCUGCAUCGGAUGAUAUCUAUGGCAAACUCUUUGUUCACACCCAAGCCCUUCUUUUUGUCUUUCUCGGAAGGCUCCCGGGUUUACAGGCCUCAUUUCAACUGUUCCAGAUGGACGCUUCUGAUGUCCCUGGUCACCUUGAAGCCGGAUCAUACACCCGAAUCGAGGUCUCCAACAUCUCAGACACAGGCUACCUAGGGAUCCAUCGCACGCUCGGCUGCAUGGUUCCUCUGCUCCAGAGCCCUACUGUCAACCGUCACGCGACGGUGAUCACCCUGGUCAUGAAUGCUGUGGAAGAGAACCUCACCGAUUUGGAAAGAUUCUCUGGCAUGAUUCCAGGAGGCGCAACAUGGAUGCGAACCCUUCGAUACCUGUCUCUCACAAACAGACAGCUAGAACCCAAAGAUCCCGUCAUCUUCAAGAUCCUGGCCGCUCAGGACUGCCUCGCGAACCAUGGUGUCGUCUUUUCCCGGUUUCCUCUAAUGUUCAAAUUAUCCGAGGCGCCUCGGAUCGUCGGGGCCGCGAUGAAGGAUGAGCACACCGUGAUCGAGAAGUGGCCAUUCAGAUUGAAGCUGCAGCCUGGACAGCCCGGUGCCCAAGCGGAGUUUAAUCGCCUUGUUGGUGGGGGAGUCCCGAGCAAGGAGUUCUGCCUGGAGUGGAAGAGAGUGUGA
This is a messenger RNA of Colletotrichum destructivum, 1389 nucleotides long. RefSeq lists its product as uncharacterized. The record is from RefSeq and is a predicted model, not a curated record. The transcript is spliced from 6 exons. The coding region runs from base 1 to 1389 and encodes 462 amino acids. NCBI's taxonomy places the organism in Eukaryota, Fungi, Ascomycota, Sordariomycetes, Glomerellales, Glomerellaceae.